AUGUUUCUGUGCAGGCUGUUUAGGAAGACGGUGGUGCUGGUGACAAUAGUCGUGGUGUUGCUAAUCGUAGCAUCCGUCAUGUUAAUCCUUCAUUUAGUUAAUAACUCAGGAUCAAGUGACAAAUUCCCUAUCGCAAUUGGAGUAUACACAUACGAAGUGGUUUCUAAGUAUAGCCACAUUCACGACCCUGCUAUUGGAAAGCAAAUAAAUGUUGGGUCAAAUGUUAUUCCAAUUAAUGAAGCACACUCGCCAUUCACACAAGGAUUACUUUUUAUAGAUCAUGACACACUGCUCGAAUCUUCGGGGUUAUACGGGGCUAGCUACAUCAGACAAGUUUCUCUUUCUUCAGGGAAAACCACAAAGUUCCACAAUUUAAGAAGUGACCUCUUCGCAGAAGGUUUGGCAAUUGUCGUGGAGCCAAUGACAUACAGGAAGUUUAUCCUUAACCUGACGUACAGGGAAAAAAUCGUCCUCGUUUUUGAUUAUGACACUAUGGAGCUGUAUCACACAUUUGAGCAUGACUUGGAUGGGUAUGGGCUGACGUCCAACAUCGACCCCCUACAAUCCGUUGAACAAUUGAAGGAACAGAAUUUUGCUCUUCAUCAGAAGCUGUGGACAACUAGUGGGGAUAAUUAUUUGUACGAAGUUGAGAUUCCUCACGAGUUUACAAAAAAUAAAAAACUGUCCAUCUCUGCGAAGACCCAAAUUACCUGUGCGGGCUUCUCGAUUUUUAGCAUGAACGAGCUGGAGUACCAUGCGCAGGCCCAGACGCUUUAUGCGAAUAUUUUCCUCACCACGUUGAUCCUUGAGAUCGACAUUUCCAAUGGCAGGUGCCUCAAGAUCAUCGAUGUCUCCGGCCUCAUCGAUCAGUGUGACAAUUACGUAAGUGGGAUGAACGCGGUGGGAGUAAGCGAGUCGGAGGAGUGCUCCCGGCAAGCAAGCAAGAAGAACAAGGAGUCCGUGCUCAACGGAAUAGCGAUCGACUCUGAGAACAACAGGGCGGAACUACCCAAUCUGCUCGUGACGGGCAAGUUCUGGCCCAACAUGUUCCAAAUCAGGCUCGUCAAAAAGGUCGGCAAGUGGGAGCCCAUCAAUGUGCUCAGCGAUUAUUUCAACUCGAUUGGGAACAAGGUAUCGUAA
This is a messenger RNA of Plasmodium inui San Antonio 1, 1140 nucleotides long. RefSeq lists its product as hypothetical. The transcript is spliced from 2 exons. Gene Ontology annotation, molecular function: glutaminyl-peptide cyclotransferase activity. The record is from RefSeq and is a predicted model, not a curated record. Lineage: Eukaryota; Apicomplexa; Aconoidasida; Haemosporida; Plasmodiidae. The coding region runs from base 1 to 1140 and encodes 379 amino acids.